This is a messenger RNA of Gigantopelta aegis, 987 nucleotides long. Its product is annotated as agglutinin-like protein 3. The transcript is spliced from 2 exons. The coding region runs from base 1 to 987 and encodes 328 amino acids. Lineage: Eukaryota; Metazoa; Mollusca; Gastropoda; Neomphalida; Peltospiridae. The record is from RefSeq and is a predicted model, not a curated record.
AUGACAUGGAAAACUGUCACACCUACUUUGGAUGUGCCAGCUGUGUCAGAUGUUGAGAAAGAGCCAACUCAAGACAUUUCAAUCAAAGAGGAGGAACCACUUAUUGAGUACCAAGACAUGCCAUCUACUGUAGAUACCAAAGAACAACUUAUCCAAGAUCAAGAUAUGGUAUCCAACGCCCCAGAGUACCAAGGUGUGGAAGAAGAACCAGUUGUCGAAGUUCCUGCAACUGAGAAAGAAACCAAUAUUGAUGCUGAUGAAAUUUCUCUGACUGAGUACCAGAAAGAAACUCUUGUUGAUGUGCCACCAAAUGAGAAAGUGCCUACAACUGAGUACCAAAAUAUACCAGCUACUGAAGAAAAACCAGUUGCUGAUAUUCCAUCACCUACAGUUAUUGAUGUGCCACCUACUGAGAAAGUGCCUACAACUGAGUACCAAAAUAUACCAGCUACUGAAGAAAAACCAGUUGCUGAUAUUCCAUCACCUACAGUUAUUGAUGUGCCACCUACUGAGAAAGUGCCUACAACUGAGUACCAAAAUAUACCAGCUACUGAAGAAGAACCAGUUGCUGAUAUUCCAUCACCUACAGUUAUUGAUGUGCCACCUACUGAGAAAGUGCCUACAACUGAGUACCAAGAUAGACCAGCUACUGAAGAAGAACCAGUUGCUGAUAUUCCAUCACCUACAGUUAUUGAUGUGCCGCCUACUGAGAAAGUGCCUACAACUGAGAACCAAGAUAGACCAGCUACUGAAGAAGAACCAGUUGCUGAUAUUCUGUCACCUACUGAGAACGUUCCUACAACUGAGUACCAAGAUAUACCUGCCACUGAAGAAGAAACAGUUGUUGCUAUUCCUUCAACUGAAAAAGCAGUGCUUACUGAUAAGGCUGCUAUUGAGAAACCUAUGGUUGAGUACCAAGAUAUACCGGCUACUAAAGAUGAACCAGUUGCUGAUAUUUUAUCUACUGAGAAAGAAAACAAUUGUUGA